UUAAAGAAAACUGUGAAAUAACACUUAUCUCAAUUAUUUCAGUUUCGCCGAUAUAGUAAACCAAUUUUUUAACAAAUUAAUGCUCGUGCAAUUUGUGGAAAGCGCAAUCUCGAUAUGCUUUACCCUUUACCUACUAACAGACAUAGAAGACACUGCGCAAUUAAUAGGAUGGUCUUCGUUCAUGUUUGCCGCCAUAUUUCAAACUUUUUACUUUUGUUGGUUCGGAGAUGUAGCGAAAGUAAAGAGCCUGGAUAUUUCUAAUAUGGUAUAUAAUAGCGAUUGGCCAAAUUUGAGCAACGACGCCAGGAAGAUGCUUGUGGUGAUCAUGGCACGUUCAUUGACGCCUGUUGAGAUUACAAGCGCCUAUAUUUUACCCAUGAACUUGGAAUCUUUCAAAGGUUUGAUGAAAGUUGCUUACUCGGCGUACAACAUGUUGCUACAGAGUAAGUCAUCGGAGUAGAACACAUGCGGAGAAUAAGUUGUAUUAGUUCCUUCGUCACACAAUGGAAGAAUUAGGAUAGAGACAAUAGAAAACGAGUUAUUGAAACAGAGCAGUAAAUUAUGUACCAUGCAAACACAAUAAAUUUCAAACAUUCCAGUGAGAUCCAGAUAGUGCUUCCAACGGAAGGACAAUGAUUAUGCAAGUUUGUUACAGAAACCUGGCAAUCUACUGCGAAAUACUGAACGAAUCGGCAGCGUUUUUGCGAUCGUAGGACUUUAUAAUAAUCUGAUAGCUAUGAAGGAGUUGCCAGUGUUCGACUGGAUACCACACGAUUUAUUCUCCCACAAUAUCCACAUGAUUUUCUGCUGUAUCAAACAGUCGGUAUGUUAUGUUCAAACAAAUGAUUAGGAAAUGAUUUUAUUGUAUUUUGCGAUUCUUGUAACACUAUUCAAUAAUAUUUGA
Molecule: messenger RNA, 904 nt
Organism: Bombus impatiens (common eastern bumble bee)
Lineage: Eukaryota; Metazoa; Arthropoda; Insecta; Hymenoptera; Apidae
Product: odorant receptor 85f-like
Exons: 4
Coding region: 80-460 (126 amino acids)
Biological process (GO): detection of chemical stimulus involved in sensory perception of smell; sensory perception of smell
Cellular component (GO): plasma membrane
Molecular function (GO): olfactory receptor activity; odorant binding
Source: RefSeq, a predicted model, not a curated record